GAUCUUCACACUUUAACUCAUCUUGCCCUUCCUGGUCAGGCAUAACAACAGUGAUGGCGGCUGCAGCACGGUUCUUCGUCCGAGGUGCCAACUCGAAACUUUCCAUCGCUCACAGCUCUUUCGGAGCCACUCUGCUGAAAGUGUCGCCGAGCUGCAACUCCCGUACAAAAACACAACGGCGACAUGCAGCGCACUUUACCUUCCAGCCUGACCCCGUCCCGACACAGUACGGUCCCACACAGAAGAUGAACUUGUUCCAGUCAGUUACAAGUGCCUUGGACAACACUCUCGCCAGUGAUCCUACAGCAGUCAUCUUUGGGGAAGAUGUUGCCUUUGGUGGAGUAUUCCGAUGCACAGUGGGUCUGAGAGACAAAUAUGGUAAGGACAGAGUAUUUAACACUCCCCUUUGUGAGCAGGGGAUUGUGGGAUUUGGUAUUGGUGUAGCUACUGCUGGUGCCACAGCCAUCGCUGAGAUCCAGUUUGCUGACUACAUCUUUCCUGCUUUUGACCAGAUAGUCAAUGAGGCAGCCAAGUACCGCUACCGUUCUGGCAACUUGUUUGACUGCGGCAACCUCACCAUUCGGGCUCCGUGGGGAUGUGUUGGACACGGAUCACUUUACCACUCUCAAAGCCCAGAGGCCUUCUUUGCUCACUGCCCUGGCAUCAAGGUUGUAAUACCUCGUGGCCCAGUGCAAGCCAAGGGGCUACUCCUCUCCUGCAUUGCUGACAAGAAUCCGUGCAUAUUCUUUGAGCCCAAGAUCCUGUAUAGAGCAGCAGUGGAGCAGGUUCCUGUGGAGCCUUACACCAUCCCACUGUCGCAGGCCGAGAUCCUACAGGAAGGAAGUGAUGUCACUCUGGUUGCCUGGGGGACACAGAUCCAUGUGAUGAGGGAGGUGGCUAACAUGGCUCAAGAGAAACUCGGAGUGUCAUGCGAGGUCAUCGAUCUACAGACCAUCCUGCCCUGGGAUGUUGAAACUGUUUGCAAGUCUGUGGUGAAAACUGGACGUUUACUCAUCAGUCAUGAAGCUCCAGUAACCGGAGGCUUUGCUGCUGAAAUCAGCUCCGCAGUACAGGAGGAGUGCUUCCUUAACCUGGAGGCUCCCAUCAGUAGGGUCUGUGGUUAUGACACACCCUUCCCCCACAUCUUUGAACCCUUCUACAUCCCAGACAAGUGGAAGUGCUUUGAUGCGAUCAAGAGGAUGAUCAACUACUGAACCCGUCAGAGCCAACUUCUGGUAGUCCUGAACUCCACGCUCUCCUCCUUUUCCUCUCCAAUCAGUGGAGAGCAGCCAGGAAAAGACACUUUGUUGACCAUCCAAUCAGGAAGCAGUAUCCAGAUGGGCUCCAUCUCUAGCUAAAAGACUGUUACAGAACCUCUGGAUUAGGGAACCUCACUCUGUUGCAAGGGAAAAUGACUUUAUCCAGUCUAUAUGAUGAAACUCUACGUUGGCUUCAACAAAAUGCGCAUAAUUUAAUUUCCUCUUAAAUAAAAGUUGGAUACUGCAGGGGAACUCCAAUUGGUUGCAUUUGUGACUGCCUUUCUGUGCUGUUACUUUUGAUUUAAUGUGUCCAAUGCUGCUCUAAUCUUUAUUUAGUUUGACAUGAACUGAACCUCACUGUACUAAUAUAAUGGAUCUGUGGUUUUUAAGGAAAAUAAAAUGAUCAGAAUUAGUGGAAACA
Messenger RNA from Xiphias gladius (swordfish), 1680 nucleotides. RefSeq names its product branched chain keto acid dehydrogenase E1 subunit beta (gene bckdhb). The transcript is spliced from 11 exons. Gene Ontology annotation, molecular function: catalytic activity. Gene Ontology annotation, biological process: response to nutrient; branched-chain amino acid catabolic process. NCBI's taxonomy places the organism in Eukaryota, Metazoa, Chordata, Actinopteri, Istiophoriformes, Xiphiidae. The record is from RefSeq and is a predicted model, not a curated record. Bases 54 to 1214 code for a protein of 386 amino acids.